Messenger RNA from Erythranthe guttata (spotted monkey flower), 777 nucleotides. RefSeq lists its product as uncharacterized. NCBI's taxonomy places the organism in Eukaryota, Viridiplantae, Streptophyta, Magnoliopsida, Lamiales, Phrymaceae. The record is from RefSeq and is a predicted model, not a curated record.
AAUAAUAUAUUAGUGGGAAGGUCAAUUCCGAUAUACCGAUGGUGAUAAAACAAAAAGCAAGACAAAUAAACAGUACACUUACAAUUCAUUCCGGCUGUUUUCCGAUCGCCGGUUCAAAAUAGCCGCCGCAGUUCAAUCUUUUCCGCCCCCGCCCCCGCCCCCGACAGCGACCUCCGUCAUAGGGGAAAAAACGAGCAUUCAUUGCGAAUUUUUAUAGUUAAAUCUGCACAGAGUUAGGGCACAGAGUAGAGGGGAGUGCACAGAAAUAGGUCAACAAAACCCAGCGCGGCGGAGCGUGGAGAUAGGAGGAUGAUAACGAGAUCGAAGCUGGCGGAGCAGCUGAGAGAGUAUCAGAUUCGAUCCAAACACGAUUGGGCUUCCGUUUCAUUUUUCUCAUCCUCCUCCAAUCUCGCCUCUUCGAGGGUUGACACUGCGAUCUUUGUCAUAUGGGAGCUUGUCGUUUUAGCGUUGUUUGUUUUCUCAGCCGUUUCACUAUACUUUAGACAUAUAAGGCUCGCAGUUCUUUUGUUAUCUAUCGCACUGCUAUUGCUUCUAUGCAUGAGAGUCACAAAGCAAGUAAAACUUGCUCGGAAGAAGCAGCGAAGGAUGCUUCUCCCAUUAUCUAUGUAAACUGUUUUCAAAAGCAAACCAACUCUCUCACACAAGAUUGCUGAGACUUUUGGGUCAGUUUCUUUACUUAGAUUCUUGGUAAAUGUAAUUUCUCAGGAAAGCGCGCUAGUUAUGUCCUAAUCAAAUAUAUAUAAGAUUUUUCGGUUC